UUUUGUACUUUCUAUUCCCCCGCCGCUGUCUGCUCCUCCCCACUGUGCUAUUUCCCGAGUUGUCCGCUGCUCCUACCAACGCCGCCGUGCUGCUGCUGCUGCUGUCAACUCCGCCGUGCCUCCUGCCAACUCCACCGUGCCCCUGCCAACUCCGCCGCGCUGCCCUCGUUCCCACGCCGGAUCUGCCACAUAAUCAGUUCAGUAAUCGGCUUCUUCCCAUAUCAUCUUCUUCUUCUCUUGUUUAUUUGAGAAAGCGGAUGUUCAGAGUAGACAUAUAUGGCUAUGGAUAUUGAGGAAUUUUACGAUGUUAACCUUACCGCGGAUUUCAUUCACACUCGUAAUUUUACCAGAGUCGCCUUACAGUUUCCUGAUGAAUUACUGAAGGAUUCAGUGAGAGUGGUGAAUGCUAUAAAGAGCAAACUCAAUUCACUGAAUGUAGGUGAAGCAAAUGGAGGAGAGAGAAACAAUCAGACUGUUAGAUUAUUUGUUAUGGCAGAUACAACAUAUGGAAGUUGUUGUGUUGAUGAAGUUGGUGCUUCUCAUGCUGAUGCUGAUUGUGUCAUUCAUUAUGGACAUACUUGUCUCAGCCCGACCUCGAAUCUUCCGGCAUUCUUUGUUUUUGGAAAAGCUUCUAUUAAUGUAUCCAGUUGUGUUCAAAGUUUAUCCAAUUACGCCUUGAGCAACACCAAGCCUAUUCUGGUACUAUAUGGGCUAGAAUAUGCACAUGCAAUUCCUCAUAUUAAAGAAGAGCUGACUGCAGCAGCAUCAAUUCAAUCCAUUCCCAAGUGUUCAGAGUUACAUGUUGCUGAUGUUAUGUGCUCAGCAAUUAAUCCCGCCAUCAUUCAAACAAAUUCUGAUGGGCUUGCAAAGACUGGAAAUGCUGUUGGUGAAGCAGCAGGUUGUAGACAUAGGCUUGGAGGGCUCAUCUGGGAGUUACCUAGUGGAAACAGGAUGGAGGACUAUUUGAUUGUCUGGGUUGGUUCUGGCAAUUCAGCUUUUGCAAAUGCUGUACUGACAUUCAAUGGCUGUGAAAUAGUCAGGUAUGAUGCAAAAGAAAAUUACCUGGUGACAGAUUUAUCUCAACAGAGAAGGAUUCUUAAGCGUAGAUAUUACCUGGUGGAGAAGGCAAAAGAUGCUAACAUUGUUGGAAUUUUGGUGGGAACUCUUGGUGUCGCUGGUUACCUUGACAUGAUUCAUCAGAUGAAAGACCUAAUUACCAGUGCUGGGAAAAAGGUUUACACUCUUGUUAUGGGAAGACCAAACCCUGCAAAACUUGCCAACUUUCCUGAGUGUGAUAUUUUUAUCUAUGUUUCCUGUGCACAAACUGCUCUCCUGGAUAGUAAAGAGUUCUUAGCCCCAGUUAUCACUCCAUUCGAAGCCAUGAUAGCUUUUAACAGAGGAAGCCAAUGGACAGGAGCUUAUGUGAUGGAAUUUCGGGAUUUGAUUAAUUGUUCUGUUGUGGAAACAAGGGACAAACCUGAAGAAGCAAGGUUUUCAUUCAUACAAGGGAGAUACGUUGAAGAUUUUGAUGCGCAAGAAAACAUUGAAAAAGAUGAGGGCCUUGCUUUAGCGAAUACAACAGAGAGGGCCUUACAAUUGCAUGACAGAAAUUCUAGCUCACUUAUCAAAGGUACAAUAAAUUCAGGAGCCGAGUACUUUGCCACCAGAUCUUAUCAGGGUCUCGAAAUGCACGGUGACAAUUCCACGCCAGAGCCAUAUUUGAUUGGUAGGACUGGAAAAGCAUCAGGUUAUGAACAUGAGAAAACCAAGGUCGAUAACCUGUGACCAACCAUUGAAGACAAAAGUUGAGCUGGUAUAGCUACUGGACUGUUAAAACGGGCAAAUCUCAGCAGGCAAGGGAUUACAAAUUUUUGCAGACAAGAAUGAGGUGUGCUUAUCAAUUAUGAUUGCCUAAACCUUCUAUUCCUCUUAACGCGUGAUGUUCUAGAGAUUGAAAAUACAAGUUUUGGUUAGAAAAUAGAAACAACGGAACUAUUACCUCUUUCCGAUGAGUU
Molecule: messenger RNA, 2015 nt
Organism: Mercurialis annua (annual mercury)
Lineage: Eukaryota; Viridiplantae; Streptophyta; Magnoliopsida; Malpighiales; Euphorbiaceae
Exons: 11
Coding region: 277-1785 (502 amino acids)
Biological process (GO): protein histidyl modification to diphthamide
Molecular function (GO): 2-(3-amino-3-carboxypropyl)histidine synthase activity
Source: RefSeq, a predicted model, not a curated record